AUGGGCUGGUUCGUCGAUGCAGCUUGGCGGCUCGCAUCGUCUGAGGGCGGCUUGAAGCGAGAUCGUAAUAUCCUCAAGAAGAUGGGAACCUCGUGGCAGUCAAUCACACUGUUCUGCUUCAAGCCGUUGAUACACUGGCUUUAUGGACUUUCGAUGACUGUUUAUUUCGAUUCUGGCUUUAACAUGAUGCCGGUCCAGAUCUCGUACUUGACUGUUGGCGCUUUAUGUCUGGCCCUGUUCGCGACCGCAAUCAUUUUUAAGCCUCCAAAGGGGCCUCAGCCUGCGACGUUUGGCCACCUACAGACACUAGCCAACUUGAUCGAUGAAUGGCCGACAAAACGUGGGCCGUUAUACUGGGGUCACAAGAGCGAGGAAGGUAGUGUUGCGCAUGCUGGCACGUCUUGUGAGAAGCUUGGUAAAAUUAACUUUGCAUCUGAUGAUGCUGAUGAUAAUGCUCAUGAUAAUGCUGAGAAGCUCUUCUUGUCUUGA
Histoplasma mississippiense is the source of this 489-nucleotide messenger RNA. RefSeq lists its product with no specific name. The coding region runs from base 1 to 489 and encodes 162 amino acids. The transcript has 3 exons. NCBI's taxonomy places the organism in Eukaryota, Fungi, Ascomycota, Eurotiomycetes, Onygenales, Ajellomycetaceae. The record is from RefSeq and is a predicted model, not a curated record.